GACAAAGAAGUGGUUUGGUUUGCAAUAUCCAUGUCAUCUGCAGAAUCUGACGGUGUCGGUGAUUGCCAGUUACAUCCCAGGAUUCUUAUAUGGCAACUACCCCACGGUAAUUGACCUGGUUGUAGAUCAAGACAGGGAUCUACUGUACGCACUCUACGACAACAACGAUGUGCAGGCGUGGAGGAUCACAGAAACGGCUGGCAGCGACUUAGAAGAUAUCGGCACCGUCAAGGGAUAUACUCUGGCUGCUGAAUGCAAGCAAUCCCGCAACGAAGAGCUGUCGAUCGCCUCACUGAACACCACACCGCCGCAGCCACCUCGGGGAAGCUACAUGGCUAAAUCAUCCACACCAUCACACACACAAGCACUCGCGCCCACACAGUCGUAUACCAAUGCACACACAUAUGCCCAUACACACACACACACACAUCCACAGCCACAACCCCUGCCACAGAACAACCCUGGGAGUACCGGCACAGGUGAUAGUAUCGACCUGAUUCUGGUAACUACCGAGGGACGUAGGCUGUAUUUAACUGCCACGCCGAAGUACACUCACACAAACACACACGCAUACAUACACACACAUACACCUGCACGGCACACGCUCGCACGCACGCACCGAGACACAGACUCGCACGCAGACACACACGCACACGAACCACUCAAUCGGCACCCCUACGCCCACACAAGCACAAAUACAGCCACGCCUCGUGGAUAUGAGAACAUGACUCAGAACUCGCUGAGCGACCUACAAUCUGACCCUUUAUCGACGAGUUUUGGCGCGAAAGUUCGGUACACCCGGCUGUCGCUUUUGAGAUAUUCGGUGUCUGCCCCACCAUCCUCUGCGACACUGUGUGUUGCGAUGGCUUACUGCAGUCCAGGCGCUUUCUUGAUCGACACAAACGCCGACCAAUUGGACGCCGGCGACGGAGUGACUGCCUCUCGCUCGGCCAAUCAAAAUGCUAGCAGGUCAGAUAUGAACUCUGGAAUGUCUGGCAACGCGUGGGAAGACGAUGAUGUAGCAGAAUUGACCGCACCAAAAGGGGCGCUGCUGUGUAUGGGAAAUGAAUACCUGAACGGACACUUUGGGACUGGGAAUGAAUUUCAGGAGG
Molecule: messenger RNA, 1112 nt
Organism: Sphaeroforma arctica JP610
Lineage: Eukaryota; Ichthyosporea; Ichthyophonida
Exons: 5
Source: RefSeq, a predicted model, not a curated record